AUGCCGGCUGUUCCUAUUAUCAAAGAACCCAUCCCAAGAAAUAUGUCUUCUUCUCCCGAGUUUCAACCAAAAUCACCUCCCCCGGCUCGAUACUCUCAUUUGUUAUACCUAUCUGCAGCCGAGCGAAAAGUCUAUACAGCCAACCUCGAAGGUUCUUCUUCUUCCUCCUCUAUUCGUUCUUCACGUUCUAUCCGAUCAAAUAACUCUACCUCCUCUGCUACAACGACAUCGACGUGUGCCAUAUCAAGAAUCAGCAUGCACACACCGCGAUGGGCUGACGACCACUACCCACUCAUCGCCACGAUCCACCCCGAGAAUAUCCCCACCUCGGUACCAAAGAAUCACACUGCUCUCUGGUGUGCACGUCAAAUGGCCCAGAUCCACAACACCAUCAUUCGCGCAUUGAACGCCUCGUGGAAUCACUCGGUCUCUAUCCAACCUGGUACCCAAGAAGCCGCCGACUUUCUCCUCUUCAACCAACAGCUCUUCACCACCUUGGACCAGCACCACAAAGUCGAAGACGACUUCCUGUUCCCGGAGAUUGAAAAGAUGCUCAAGCGACCGGGCGCCAUGGAAGAAAACACCAAAGGCCAUCAGUCUUUUGCCGAAGGCCUGGCCAUUUUCCAAAAAUAUGUCUUUGUCACCAAAGCAUCUGAGUUCCAUGGCGUCACGUUCCGGCACAUCAUCGAAUCAUUUGCCCCCGAUCUAAUCCAGCAUUUGCAUGACGAGAUCCCCACGUUGGCGUGUCUGCAUGUGCUCGAUUCUGACGCUUUGAUGAAGGUAUGGAAGCAAACUGAGCGCCUGGCGGCCCAAGAUGCCGAGCUCUACUGCUCCGCACCCUGGACACUGGGUUGUCGAGACAAAUCGUUUACUAUUGAUGGAGAGAAAUGUGCCUAUCCCAAUGUGCCUUGGAUUCUCGAGGCUGUUAUCAGGAAUUGGCAUGCCAGGAAACAUGCCGGAGCUUGGAAAUUUUGCCCCAGUGAUCUUUCUGGUCGGAGACGACAACUCACCGUUGCUUAG
This is a messenger RNA of Rhinocladiella mackenziei CBS 650.93, 1020 nucleotides long. RefSeq lists its product as uncharacterized. NCBI's taxonomy places the organism in Eukaryota, Fungi, Ascomycota, Eurotiomycetes, Chaetothyriales, Herpotrichiellaceae. The coding region runs from base 1 to 1020 and encodes 339 amino acids. The record is from RefSeq and is a predicted model, not a curated record. The transcript has a single exon.